Messenger RNA from Vanessa tameamea, 1016 nucleotides. Its product is annotated as calcium and integrin-binding protein 1-like. Gene Ontology annotation, molecular function: magnesium ion binding; calcium ion binding. The record is from RefSeq and is a predicted model, not a curated record. Bases 136 to 693 code for a protein of 185 amino acids. NCBI's taxonomy places the organism in Eukaryota, Metazoa, Arthropoda, Insecta, Lepidoptera, Nymphalidae. The transcript is spliced from 5 exons.
CUUCGCAUUGACAUAUCUAAUAUCAUACCAAAAUCAAACAAACGCGCUUCUAAGGUGUGUUUGUUUAUGUCUAGAAAUCAGAUUGUUUAAGUUAAAUUGUAUAAGAAUAACUAUUAAAAAGUACACAUAUUGGAUAUGGGUCAAGGCAAAAGUCAAUUCACUGAAGAAGAACUACAGGAUUAUGAAGACCUGACAUAUUUCACCAAGAAAGAAGUGCUUUACGCCCAUCAAAAGUUCAAAGCCUUGGCCCCAGAAAAAGUAGGGCACAACAAAAAUGCUAAGCUGCCAAUGGCAAAAAUCUUACAAUACCCAGAGUUAAGAGUGAAUCCAUUUAGAGACAGGAUCUGCAAGGUCUUUAGCUCCAGCAAUGAUGGAGACUGUACAUUUGAGGAUUUUCUCGACAUGAUGUCUGUUUUCAGUGACAAUGCACCAAAGGCUGUCAAAGCUGAACAUGCCUUUAGAAUAUUUGAUUUUGAUGGUGAUGAUAUGAUAGGGGUCUCAGACCUUAGGGAAGUGAUAGAACGCUUGUGUGGACCCGAACUGAAACUCAGUGAUUCUGAGAUACAACAGUUAGUACAAAAUGUUCUAGAAGAAGCGGAUCUUGAUGAUGAUGGUGCAUUGUCAUUUGCAGAGUUUGAACAUAUCAUUGAUAAAAGCUCAGAUUUUUGCCACUCUUUCAGGAUAAGACUGUGAAGAAGCUCCAAUAAAUUUUGAUAUUAUUGUAUUUGAUAUUUAGUAGAAACAUAUAUAAUAAUCAACACUGUAUCUCUCACCUUCGAAAAUUAGAUUAAAUUUAUUCAAAUAUUUUAAAAUUUAAUGUUCUCAACAUUGUGAUGUCUUCCUUAGUUUAAUUAUUUUUCUUAGAUAAAUAUAUAAAUGUUUAUGAUCUUCUCAAUAUUUGUGUUGUGAUGUAUUUAAAAUUAUUUAUGAACUCGUACUUGAUCAAAACUGCCAAAUAUUUAAUAAGAUUUUAAUUUAUUUAGUGUUUAUGUAAUCAAUAAAUUUUUAAAACAAUA